Molecule: messenger RNA, 3168 nt
Organism: Arctia plantaginis
Lineage: Eukaryota; Metazoa; Arthropoda; Insecta; Lepidoptera; Erebidae
Source: the annotation of a GenBank genome assembly
AUGAAAGGUUUAAUUAAGAGUGUGAUGAUGGUCAAAUUAAUAAAAAGUGAAACCGACGAACAUGGCCUACCCACGGAAAAGGACAAGGGAUGCGACACCAACCUUUACCUGUACCAUGACGAGUUGGAAGAUCGGCCCAGGGCGGCUACUUUUCUUACGUCGCUGGCCAACUACUCAAACACAAUCCCAACAGCUGACGACCCGGAUGUUAAACCAGUACCGCCUGCACGUAUGGGCACGCUCAUUGGUGUCUACCUGCCCUGCAUCCAGAACAUCUUCGGCGUCAUCCUCUUCAUCCGUCUGACAUGGGUGGUCGGUACCGCCGGGGCUAUACAAGGAUUUUUAAUCGUGCUUACUUGCUGUUGUACGACUAUGCUUACGGCGAUAUCGAUGUCUGCGAUCGCGACAAACGGCGUGGUGCCGGCGGGCGGCUCGUACUUCAUGAUCGGGCGCGCGCUUGGCCCCGAGUGCGGCGGUGCGGUCGGGAUGCUAUUCUAUACAGGCACCACGCUAGCUGCUGCAAUGUACAUCGUCGGAGCUGUCGAAAUUGUUUUGACCUAUAUGGCACCUUGGAUGUCAAUCUUCGGCGAUUUUUCGAAGAACCCUGAAGCGAUGUACAACAAUUUCCGCGUGUAUGGUACGGUGCUGCUCCUCAUCAUGAGCACGGUGGUGUUCGUGGGCGUGAAGUUCGUGAACAAGUUUGCCACUGUUGCACUCGCCUGUGUCUUACUCUCCAUUACCGCUGUCUACGUUGGCAUUUUCGUGAACUUCAACGGCAAUGACAAGUUACAGAUGUGCGUGUUAGGCAAGCGGCUUCUGAAAGAUGUCAAUAUCCUCAACUGCACGAAGGAUGUAGGCGGCGAGCUAUACCAACUGUUCUGUCCAAACAGCACAUGCGAUCCUUACUUCAGUAUGCAAAAUCUAUCCAUUGUGUCAGGCAUUAAGGGCUUGAAAAGCGGUGUCUUCUUUGACAAUGUACAAGAUUCAUUCUUGGAAUUUGGCCAGUAUAUUGCAUACGGUAAAGACCCUGAUGACAUCGAACAGAUGGACAGGCCGACCUUCAACCAAAUCUACGCUGACAGUACUACAACCUUCACGAUUCUCAUCGGCAUAUUCUUCCCCUCCGUAACAGGUAUUAUGGCCGGCUCCAACCGAUCAGGAGACUUAGCUGAUGCUCAAAAGAGCAUCCCUAUUGGCACGAUUUGUGCUAUCCUGACCACCUCCUUUGUGUACUUAUCCAGUGUGCUACUUUUCGCCGGGACCGUUGAUAACUUGUUACUACGAGACAAAUUUGGCCAAUCUAUCGGUGGCAAGUUGGUAGUCGCAAACAUGGCUUGGCCUAACGAAUGGGUAAUAUUGAUUGGCUCAUUUCUAUCCACCCUGGGUGCUGGUCUACAGUCUCUGACUGGAGCCCCAAGAUUGCUUCAAGCCAUAGCCAGAGAUGAGAUAAUUCCGUUCUUGGCACCGUUUGCUGUCUCCUCCAGCCGGGGUGAACCAACUAGGGCCCUGCUCCUUACGAUGGUGAUCUGCCAGUGCGGUAUCCUACUGGGUAAUGUGGAUAUCCUGGCGCCGCUACUAUCGAUGUUCUUCCUUAUGUGUUACGGUUUCGUCAACCUAGCUUGUGCGCUUCAAACACUGCUAAAGACUCCCAACUGGCGUCCGCGAUUUAAAUACUAUCACUGGUCUUUGUCAUUGGCUGGUCUAACGCUGUGCAUUUCCAUUAUGUUUAUGACGUCAUGGUUCUACGCUCUCAUCGCGAUGGGAAUAGCUGGAGUCGUGUAUAAAUACAUUGAAUACCGCGGGGCUGAAAAAGAAUGGGGAGAUGGCCUCCGUGGUCUUGCCUUAUCAGCGGCCCGAUACUCACUACUUCGACUUGAAGAAGGACCUCCUCAUACUAAGAACUGGAGACCUCAAGUAUUGGUGCUUGCUAAACUGAAUGUUGAACUGAUGCCGACGUAUCGCAAGAUGCUUGCUUUUGCCAGUCAACUUAAAGCUGGCAAAGGUCUGACAGUGUGUGUAUCUGUGCUGGGCGGUGACUUCCCACGGCGAUCUGGCGAUGCAUCUAUGGCUAAACAAAAUUUGCGAAGGUGUAUGGAGGAAGAGAAAGUCAAGGGUUUCGUAGACGUGCUAGUGACACCUGACAUAGCUGAGGGAUUGAGCAACUUGGUGCAGACGGCGGGUCUAGGCGGGCUGAAGCCCAACACAGUGAUCGUGGGGUGGCCUUACGGCUGGCGCGCAGCGGAGGCGGCGGACACGCGCUGGCGCCACUUCCUAAGCACCGUGCGCGCCGUGGCUGCCGCGCGCAUGGCCAUGCUCGUCCCCAAGGGCAUCAACUUCUUCCCUGACUCCACCGAGAAGGUAUCUGGCAACAUUGAUAUCUGGUGGAUCGUACACGACGGUGGCAUGCUGAUGUUGCUCCCAUUCCUGCUGAAGCAACACCGCACGUGGAAAAACUGCAAGAUGCGCAUCUUUACUGUAGCCCAGAUGGAAGACAACUCUAUUCAAAUGAAGAAGGAUCUUAAAAUGUUCCUAUACCAGCUCCGACUUGAGGCUGAGGUUGAAGUUGUGGAAAUGACGGACAGUGACAUAUCUGCUUACACCUACGAGCGUACGUUAAUGAUGGAACAACGCAACCAAAUGCUUCGUGAACUCAGGCUCAAUAAAAGGGAAACGAUGGGAAUGGUACAGGCAAUAGUGGACCACCAUCACGCAGACGUAAAAACAGCCAGUAAGGUCCGUUUUGCGGAGCCUGGUGCUACAGAACCAGAAGGGCCAACAGCAAAUGAUGCUCCCUCGCCACCACUUGCCGACUCCGAUGAAAAGGACAACCAGGACAAGAGCUCGGAGCGCGGCGCAAGUUCUCCGCCGGCCGACAACAAGCACGACGGUGCUGCCAAUGGAAUCAAGCCUAAACCGAACUUGGCUGAUAUCACGCCUGACGAGGGCACAGUGCGGCGUAUGCACACAGCCGUGAAGCUCAAUGAGGUGAUCGUGUCGCGAUCACAUGACUCGCAGCUCGUGAUACUGAACCUGCCUGGUCCGCCCCGGGACACUAGCUACGAUAGGGAAUCCAACUACAUGGAAUUCCUGGAGGUGCUGACAGAGGGUCUGGAGAAGGUACUGAUGGUGCGGGGUGGUGGUCGCGAGGUGAUCACCAUCUACUCGUGA